AGGCAAGGUCAGCGUCAGCAGAUCUGACCCUAAAAAUAGGCUCUUGGAUGUCAGUGGAGGUGGCCGGGUGUGCAGCUACCACACGCCACACAGACCAGCACCUCCUGACCCGACCAGGCCCCAGCGCACCCAGAAAGGCUCCAAGAUGACAUCCAGAGAACCAAAGACAAGCCUCCAAAAUGCCUACGCGCCUGCCAAGAGGCUGCCGCCGAAGGUGGAGGGAGAGGUAGAAGCGGAUGAGUACUGCACUCCCGGAGCCUUCGAGCUGGAGCGUCUCUUCUGGAAGGGCAGUCCUCAGUACACCCAUGUCAACGAGGUCUGGCCCCAGCUCUACAUCGGUGAUGAGGCGACGGCGCUGGACCGCUUCGGGCUGCAGAAGGCGGGCUUCACGCACGUGCUGAACGCGGCUCACGGCCGCUGGAACGUGGACACGGGGCCCGACUACUACCGCGACAUGGCCAUCGAAUACCACGGCGUUGAGGCCGACGACCUGCCCACCUUCGACCUCAGCGUCUUCUUCUACCCAGCAGCCGCUUUCAUCGACGCGGCGCUCAGCCGGGACCACAGCAAGAUCCUGGUUCACUGUGUCAUGGGCCGCAGCCGGUCGGCAACCCUGGUCCUGGCCUACCUGAUGAUUCACAAGAACAUGACCGUGGUGGACGCCAUUCGACAAGUGGCCAAGAACCGCUGUGUCCUGCCCAACCGGGGCUUUCUGAAGCAGCUCCGGGAACUGGACAAGCAGCUGGUGGAGCAGAGGCGACAGGCCCAGCGCAGUGACAACAGUGAGAAGGCUGGUGAGAAGGAACCGUAGGGCCCCUCACAGGGCACGCAGAGACACUCAGGAAUGGAGAGGGAAGGCCGAAAUC
This is a messenger RNA of Mirounga angustirostris (Northern elephant seal), 866 nucleotides long. It is a transcript of the gene DUSP29, whose product is annotated as dual specificity phosphatase 29. The transcript has 4 exons. Gene Ontology annotation, molecular function: MAP kinase phosphatase activity; protein tyrosine/serine/threonine phosphatase activity. Gene Ontology annotation, cellular component: cytoplasm. The coding region runs from base 146 to 811 and encodes 221 amino acids. The record is from RefSeq and is a predicted model, not a curated record. Gene Ontology annotation, biological process: negative regulation of MAPK cascade; protein dephosphorylation. Lineage: Eukaryota; Metazoa; Chordata; Mammalia; Carnivora; Phocidae.